Molecule: messenger RNA, 1693 nt
Organism: Capsella rubella
Lineage: Eukaryota; Viridiplantae; Streptophyta; Magnoliopsida; Brassicales; Brassicaceae
Product: abscisic acid 8'-hydroxylase 4
Exons: 9
Coding region: 93-1502 (469 amino acids)
Biological process (GO): sterol metabolic process
Molecular function (GO): iron ion binding; (+)-abscisic acid 8'-hydroxylase activity; heme binding
Source: RefSeq, a predicted model, not a curated record
UCUUCUUCUUCUUCUUCUUCCUCAUCCUCCCGAUUUCAAAUUUUAUUUCAUCCUCCAAAACAUUUUAUCACCAACGGAACAUUAAACUGAAGAUGGCUGAACUUUGGCUCUUGUUAAUACCAAGCUUCUUCUUGAUCUGCUUGCUUUUGGCAAGAGUGAUUGUUUCAAAGAAGAAAAAGAACAGCAGAGGUAAGCUUCCCCCUGGUUCUAUGGGAUGGCCUUACUUAGGAGAGACUCUACAACUCUAUUCACAAGACCCCAGUGUCUUCUUCACUUCCAAGCAAAAUAGAUAUGGAGAGAUAUUCAAAACCCGAAUCCUCGGCUAUCCUUGCGUGAUGUUGGCUAGCCCUGAGGCCGCGAAGUUUGUCCUUGUGACUCAUGCCCAUAUGUUCAGACCAACUUAUCCGAGAAGCAAAGAGAAGCUAAUAGGACCCUCUGCGCUCUUUUUCCACCAAGGAGAUUAUCAUUCCCAUAUAAGGAAACUUGUUCAGUCCUCUUUAUACCCUGAAACCAUCCGUAAACUCAUCCCUGAUAUCGAGCACAUUGCCCUCUCUUCCUUACAAUCUUGGUCCAAUAUGGGUAUCGUCUCCACCUACCAAGAGAUGAAGAAGUUUGCCUUUGAUGUGGGUAUUCUAGCCAUAUUUGGGCAUUUGGAGUGUUCUUACAAAGAGAUCUUGAAACAUAACUACAAUAUUGUGGAAAAAGGCUACAACUCUUUCCCCAUGAGUCUCCCCGGAACAUCUUAUCACAAAGCUCUCAUGGCGAGAAAUAGGCUAAAGAGGAUAGUAAGCGAGAUUAUCUGCGAAAGAAGAGAGAAAAGGGUCUUGCAAACGGACUUGCUCGGUCAUCUACUCAACUUCAAGGAUGAAAAAGGCCGUGUCCUAACCCAAGAACAGAUUGCAGACAACAUCAUCGGAGUCCUUUUCGCCGCACAAGACACGACAGCUAGUUGCCUAACUUGGAUUCUUAAGUACUUACAUGAUGAUCAGAAGCUUCUAGAAGCUGUCAAGACUGAGCAAAGGGCUAUAAAUGAAGAAAACAGUAGAGGGAAGAAACGUUUAACAUGGGGACAAACGAGGAAUAUGCCCCUAACACAUAAGGUUAUAGCUGAGAGCUUGAGGAUGUCAAGCAUCAUAUCCUUCACAUUCAGAGAAGCAGUGGUUGAUGUUGAAUAUAAGGGAUAUUUGAUACCUAAGGGAUGGAAAGUGAUGCCACUAUUUCGGAAUAUUCAUCACAAUCCGAAAUAUUAUUCAGACCCUGAGGUUUUCGAUCCAUCUAGAUUCGAGGUGAAUCCGAAGCCGAAUACGUUCAUGCCCUUUGGAAGUGGAGUUCAUGCAUGUCCAGGAAACGAACUUGCCAAGUUACAAAUUCUGAUACUUCUCCACCAUUUAACUUCCAGUUUCGGAUGGGAAGUGAAGGGAGGAGAGAAAGGAAUACAGUACAGUCCAUUUCCAAUCCCUCAAAACGGUCUUCCCGCUACGUUUCGUCGACAUUCUCUUUAGUUGUUAAUACCUUAUUCAUUACUAGUCUCUGUCUUAAUUAGCUUAUAUUUUAUUUAAAUUUCGAUGUUUUAAAACCCCUUCAAGUUUUUAAACAUCAUUAUUGUAUUUUCUUCGAGGGGUUUUUAACUUUUUAAGUAAACAUGUAACGACUAUGAUGGAGUAAAAAAAAUGACGAAUCCGGUGAUUUUUUA